AGUUCCCAGAGUGCCGCGCGGUACGGUGGCCGGCGGGCGCCCCGCCCCCGGACGGCGGAGCGCGGUUUAACCCGUGCGGCGCGGAGCCGACGGCCGGCAGCUGCCGCCAUAUUGAGCGGAGGGAGAGGCGGAGAGCGGCAGUUGCUAGAGACUGCCCACAAGCUGUAUCCUUGAAGCUGGCAGUGUGAGGGUUCUUGUCCAGUGAGAGGGUGAUUAUCGCCUGGUUGUUUGCGCUGGUUUUCGAGCCUUGAGAGCAGAGCUGGCUGGACUGCACUGAACGGUGUCUGUAUUCCCUGGGAGGUUUCAGAGAAGCGGAGAAUAUUCCCCCUUUGCCGCAGCUGUUAUGAGAGGCUGACGGUGGCUCACCUUGAUGGAGAGUAGCUCACGGAGAGGACACUGAAUCAGCCACAAGGUUUAGGUCUGGAGUCACGCCUAGACCGUACACAGGAAACAUAGCAAGGGGUUGUUUCUCUCCCGUCACGAGCCAUGUCUGGGCCGGUGCUGAGCAGAGCCAAGGUGUACGCAGAUGUUAACACGCAGAGGCCCCGCGAGUACUGGGACUAUGAAUCGCAUGUCGUGGAAUGGGGCAACCAGGAUGACUUCCAGUUAGUCCGGAAAUUAGGCCGUGGAAAGUACAGUGAAGUUUUUGAAGCCAUCAACAUCACAAACAAUGAGAAAGUCGUUGUCAAAAUACUGAAGCCAGUCAAAAAGAAGAAAAUAAAGAGGGAGAUAAAGAUUCUAGAGAAUCUCCGUGGAGGCCCCAACAUUAUAACCCUGCUGGAUAUUGUCAAGGACCCAGUGUCUCGGACCCCUGCACUGGUCUUUGAACAUGUAAACAACACAGAUUUCAAGCAACUGUACCAGACGCUCUCGGACUAUGACAUUCGAUUCUACGUGUACGAGAUUCUAAGGGCCCUGGAUUACUGUCACAGUAUGGGAGUCAUGCACAGGGACGUCAAACCUCACAACGUGAUGAUCGACCAUGAGCACAGAAAGCUACGACUGAUAGAUUGGGGCCUGGCCGAAUUUUACCACCCAGGCCAGGAGUACAACGUGCGGGUGGCAUCCAGAUACUUCAAGGGCCCGGAACUUCUGAUAGACUAUCAGAUGUAUGACUACAGCCUGGACAUGUGGAGCUUGGGCUGCAUGCUGGCCAGCAUGAUCUACCGCAAGGAGCCUUUCUUUCACGGCCACGACAACUACGAUCAGUUGGUGAGAAUAGCAAAGGUGCUGGGUACAGAAGACUUGUACGAUUACAUCGACAAAUACAACAUUGAGCUGGACCCACGUAUCAAUGAUAUUCUGGGCAGGCAUUCCCGCAAGAGGUGGGAGCGCUUCAUCCACAGUGAGAACCAGCACUUGGUCAGUUCCGAGGCCCUGGACUUCUUGGACAAGUUGCUACGCUACGAUCACCAAGUGCGUCUUACAGCGAGAGAGGCCAUGGAGCACCCCUACUUCUAUCCAGUGGUGAAAGACCAAGUGUGGACAGGCUCCACAGGGACUUUGCCCUCUAACACGACCCCCGUCAGCUCUGCCAGCCUGAUGUCAGGUAUGAUCUCGAUGCCCACCUCACAACCCUUGGGCCCUCUCGCCGGAUCGCCAGUCAUGUCUUCUCCCGUAGCCCUGGGACCCCCAGUGUCUGCGGCAGCUGGUGCACAGCCUUGACUCUUGGCUCCGCUGCACUGUCUGCAGCCCGCGUUUCCUGAAGGACCAGAGACCGAGCCCAGCUGUGUUCGAUCCUGCUCUGUGCGAAAAUCACUGACCAUCUGCAAAGACAAGAGAAACUGUUGACAAUUUAGGUUCUGUGGACUCCGAAUGGGGUUGGUUUUCGGUGUAAUUGCUGGGAAGCAGACACCUCCUGUCCUGUCGUGGCAACGAUAUUGCUGCUGUCUCUUUGUGAAGCCAGGUUUUUUCUUAGAAUACCCAGCUAUCCACAGAGAGCUAUAGAAAAAUCCCAGUGUGUUUUAUAUGUCCAUUACAGCUCGACCCUGAACUCUUAUUGCUGCUUUGGACCUGAUGCUUGAGUGAGACUGGACAGAGUUUGUGAUGUUGGCUCCGACCAUUGAGGGAUACGAGAGAUUUGUGAUAUUUAAACUCCCUUCGGUGUUGCAGGAACCCUUGCCCUCAACCACUACCACCUCUCUCCAGGCUAAAGGUACCAAUAAAAGGAAUAAUUUUUUUCUGCUAGUGUGCGUCCCCUUUCCAUUUCUGGAUUGAGAUAAGGCCAUCCAGCGCUACAUUCUUGUCCCUGUGGACCUUGCAUGGGUCACUCGGUGCUACCCAGCUGACCAACAGGAAUGGAUUAACUACGGAGGAAUUUUGUAGUCGAAACAGUUAAUGAAAUGCAGCAACUGCUGGCCGCACAAGUUGAUAGGGCGGUAAAGAAGGCGUACGGCACGCUUGCCUUUAUUAGUUGAGGCACUGAGUUCAAGAUUAUGUUGCGGCUUUAUACAACUCUGGUUAGGCCGCAUUCAAUUCUGGUCGCCCCAUUACAGGAAGGGUGUGGAGGCUUUGGAGAGGGUGCAGAAGAGGUUCACCAGGAUGCUGCCUGGAUUAGAGGGCAUGAGCCAUAAGGAGAGGUUGGACAAACUUGGGCUCUUUUCUCUGGUGCGGCGGAGGCUGAGGGGAGACCUGAUAGAAGUUUAUAAAGUUAUGAGGGGCAUAGAUUGGGUAGACAGCCAGUAUCUUUCUCCCACAGUCGAAAUGUCUUAAUACUAGAGGGCAAGCAUUUAAGGUGAGAGGAGAUAAGUUCAAAGGAAAUGUGUGGGGCAAGUCUUUUUUUACACAGAGUGGUGGGUGCCUGGAAUGCACUGCCAGGGGUGGUGGUGGAGGCAGACCGGAUAGAAGUGUUUAAGAGGCUCUUAGUUAGGCACAUGAAUGUGCAGGGAAUGGAGGGAUGUGGACCACGUGCAGGCAGAAGGGAUUCGUUUAAUUCGGCAUCAUUAGCUGAAAUAUUUUGGCACAACAUCAUGGGCCUCAGAGCCUGUUCCUGUGCUCUACUGUUCUGUGUUUAUAUAGGAGAUUUAAUAUAAGGAAGCAGUUCACAGUAAUCUGUUAGGACUUUGGAUGACUUGCUUCCACUCUGGUUCAGUGCUUUGUGAGGUGGUUGAUGUUGGAUCCAUGAUUUCUGAGGUAGCUGAUGUGUGAUCCACAGACUGUGGUAGGAGGUGCGCUUGAGGAAAUGUAACACCCUCACCAAUCGACUGCUGGGAAUCUCUGACCCAGGAACAACCAAAAUGAAAGAGCAUAAUGGAAGGCACUGAGAACCUCGCAUCUCUUCAGCAGACGUCCACAAAAGCCUAGCAGAAACAGUAGAAGGAGCGGACUACCUCCCAAGCUAGGCACACUGUCAAGAACAUCCCUGAAACAUUUCCUCUUCCUGCAUGGAAAUCCCUUGCUGUGAUAGAGCUCAGAGUAUCUGGAGUCUGAUGUUGGGCGUGAGGAGUUAGCUCAGUGUAAUUAAUGCCACAAUGCUGGGGAUAUUAGUCCGGGAGCUGGCGCUGACAUGUGGUGAGAGAUUGAAAGGUAUUUGUGCUCAGAGGUAGCUGGGUGUCAUUGUACACAAAUCAUUGAAAGUUAACUAUAAGGUGAGGUUGGACAAGCUUGUGUUGCUUUCUCUGGAGCGUCGGAGGCUGAGGGGAGACCCAGUAGAAGUAUAUAAAAUUAUGAGGGGCGUAGACUGGGUACAUAGAGUCUCUUUCCUAGGAUGGAAAUGUCAAAUACUAGAGGGGACAGCUUUAAGGUGAGAGGGGAAAAGUUUAGAGGAGGUGUGCUGAGCGGGUUUUUUACACAGAGACUGGUUGACGUCUGGAACGGGCUGCCAGGGAAGAUGGUGGACGCAGAUACAAUAGCAAUGUGUAAGAGGCAUUUAGAUAGGCCGGCAAUGGAGGGAUGUGGACCAUGCUCAGUUGAUGGGAUUAGUUUGGAUUGGCACCAUGGUUGACACAGGUGUAGAACAUCGAACGGUACAGCACAGGGACAGGCCCUUCAGCCCAUGUUGUUGUGCCGAAGGGCCUGUUCCU
This is a messenger RNA of Pristis pectinata (smalltooth sawfish), 4022 nucleotides long. RefSeq names its product STKc_CK2_alpha domain-containing protein. Gene Ontology annotation, molecular function: protein serine/threonine kinase activity; ATP binding. NCBI's taxonomy places the organism in Eukaryota, Metazoa, Chordata, Chondrichthyes, Rhinopristiformes, Pristidae. Gene Ontology annotation, cellular component: cytosol; nucleus; protein kinase CK2 complex. Gene Ontology annotation, biological process: protein phosphorylation. The record is from RefSeq and is a predicted model, not a curated record. The transcript has 15 exons. The coding region runs from base 487 to 1665 and encodes 392 amino acids.